Penicillium cataractarum is the source of this 1056-nucleotide messenger RNA. RefSeq names its product SANT/Myb-like DNA-binding domain-containing protein. NCBI's taxonomy places the organism in Eukaryota, Fungi, Ascomycota, Eurotiomycetes, Eurotiales, Aspergillaceae. The transcript has 2 exons. The coding region runs from base 1 to 1056 and encodes 351 amino acids. The record is from RefSeq and is a predicted model, not a curated record.
AUGUCCGUAUCACUAGCGGACCCGUAUCGAGGCUUCGCGAUCAACUUUUCGCACGCAGACAAGCCAGAUGAUAAUGAUUUGAUUGCCUACGAUGCUAGGAAUAAGUUGAGCGGGCUUCCCUUCCAAUCCGACAGCUCCCAUCCUCCGUAUGACCCACACCAUCAUGCGGCAGCACCCCUGCUGCCUCAUCCCGCGCCUCAGACCAACGGCUAUCAUGACCCGCAGUCGACCUAUCUCCCCACGCACCAAAUGCUCCCACCUCUACCGCACUAUGGCUACGAGCUCACGCCGCCCCAUGAUACUGGGAAGCGGAAACGCUCUGGAUCCGACGGCGAAGGAGAGGAUGAUCGUCAUAUGGCCCACACCUUCGGACCUCGAGAGCCUUUACCAGCGCUGUCAAUCGAUAGCACGACUGUUACUGAACAGUCAGAUAGCACGUUGUUUGCUAGCCACACUGACCAUUCUACGACGCUCCCGCCCUCGGUAAAUGCGUACCCAUCUCCAAUUUCACUCCCAGUUCCACAACAGCACCAUCACCACCGUCUUCCCGCUCAGCUCCUAGGUGCUCAUGAAACGUCGCCAACAACCUCCGGUGGCCCUCCGAGCGUGGUGGGCCAGCCGGGGAUGCCAGACCCAGCACCUCGACCCCGAGGCCCCAAGCUCAAGUUUACGCCCGAGGAGGAUGCGCUACUGGUGGACUUGAAAGAGGAAAAGAAUCUGACAUGGAAGCAAAUCGCGGACUUCUUUCCUGGUCGAACUAGUGGGACGUUGCAGGUGAGGUACUGCACGAAAUUGAAGGCAAAGGACGUGGUCUGGACAGAUGAGAUGCUAUCGAGACUUCAACGCGCACUGAGUGACUAUGAGCAUGACAAGUGGCGAAUCAUUGCUGGGAAAGUCGGGAAUGGGUUUACGCCAGCCGCGUGUCGUGAGCGAGCUGCUCAUUUUCAGCCGUAUGAGACUGUCGAGGGAUUGCAACAGGGUCAAGAACUUCAAAGGGUACAGGAUUCUCAGGAUGUUGACGCCCCGGGUUCGAUUACUAGUGGAGAUGCUCUAUGA